Papilio polytes (common Mormon) is the source of this 5080-nucleotide messenger RNA. RefSeq names its product protein tramtrack, beta isoform-like. Gene Ontology annotation, biological process: regulation of transcription by RNA polymerase II. The transcript has 8 exons. The record is from RefSeq and is a predicted model, not a curated record. Gene Ontology annotation, cellular component: nucleus. NCBI's taxonomy places the organism in Eukaryota, Metazoa, Arthropoda, Insecta, Lepidoptera, Papilionidae. The coding region runs from base 106 to 1953 and encodes 615 amino acids. Gene Ontology annotation, molecular function: protein binding.
ACCCACUCCUCGAGCGAGCCCUUCGACCCCUCGGUACUGACGACCGUCGUCGGAUGGAACCCGGAGUGCGCCGAUUCGCAUCAAGCGGCGGGAGCUAGCUCAGACAUGGGAAGUGAGCACUAUUGCCUGAGGUGGAACAAUCAUCAGAGCAACCUGCUGGGAGUAUUCAGCCAGUUGCUGCACGACGAGAGCUUGGUGGACGUCACACUCGCGUGUUCCGAAGGUGCCUCUAUACGGGCUCACAAGGUAGUACUGUCUGCGUGCUCAUCGUACUUCCGAUCGCUGUUCGUAGACCAUCCGUCGCGUCAUCCUAUCGUGAUCCUGAAGGACGUCGGCUUGGAGGAACUACGCACGCUCGUCGACUUCAUGUACAAGGGCGAGGUCAACGUCCAGUACUGUCAACUGCCAGCUCUUCUUAAGACUGCCGAAAGCCUUCAGGUGAAAGGAUUAGCUGAAAUGACCACUUUAAGCGCAGCCGGUAUCGAUACGCGAAACGUACAAGAACCAAUGGAGGACAGUCAACCCCAAGACAUGAGAGAAUGCACGGAACCGCACGAGAGGUUAGAAGAGCGAGAAAUACGUGAAAGAGAAGAAAGGCGGGAAGCAAAAGAAUUGCGCGAGAGAGAAUGCAAAGAAAGCCGCGACGUGAGGGAGACUCACUCGAGGGAGAGUAGAGAGGGGCGGGAUUUACAUAGAGAAAGAGAACAACGAGAACGUGAGCGUGAGCUGAGAGAACCUCGUGACUUAAGAGAUUUAAGAGAUUCAAGAGAAUCAAGAGAUUUACGAGAGCCCAGAGACCAUAGAGAACUACGUGAUUCCCGAGAAAACCGCGAUCCGCGUGACUUGAGGGAUAUACGUGACCUGAGAGAUCUUCGGGACACAAGGGAUCUGCGAGAAGGUCCAGAUGCUUCACCUCCUAGAAUAUCUCCGCUGCUGUCAGUUCGUAGAUUUAGGUCAGAAACAUCAAUCGAAGCGCCAACACCAAUACAUCCGUCAAUACCGAAAGACGAACCGCCGGACGAACCAUUACGUCCGCCCUCUACCGAAGAUGACACAAUAUCCAUCCGAUCGAAUGGUGAUAAUAUAGGAAUCAAUAUGACGAUAAAUAGUCACAGUAGCGGCAGUGCGCUUGGACCACGCUAUUCGCCAGUGGAGCAAAGACUGAGCGUUCUGAACGCUUUGCCACAUCCUGGGCUACCCCAUCCCUCGCAUGCGUCGCUGCCGAGUCCAAGAAAUGAACCCAUUGCUGGUCCUUCAGGGUUGCCACCUGUUCAACAAGUACCACUUUCCCUGAAAAAAGAAAUAGACUGGGAGCGGAGUAAUGAAGAUAAAUUAGGUGAAGCAUCAACGGAAUACCGGAUGCCACAUGAAACUGAGUACGAAGGGUCCGGUAGGGGGCGAAUCGAUGAAGGGGAGAGAGGGUAUCCUUGCAUACACUGUGGCGCGGCGUUCCCUCACCAGAACAAAUUGGCCAGGCAUAUACUGACGACGCAUACGCUAGAGUCGCUAAAGUAUCGAGACGCGAUAUUGGGCCGACCUAUGGGCUUGCCGAUGAUCGGGCAGUUCAGCGAGCCCACGUACAUGAUGCCCGCGGAGGAGACGCCCAUCGACCUCGACAUCGGCCCCGUGGAGCCGGGCAAUGUGGUGCUUUGCAAGUUCUGCGGCAAAAGUUUUCCCGACGUGUCUUCCCUCAUCGCGCAUUUGCCGGUGCACACGGGCGACAGGCCGUUUAAAUGUGAAUUCUGCGGCAAAGCAUUUAAGUUAAGACAUCACAUGAAAGAUCACUGUAGAGUGCAUACAGGGGAACGGCCUUUUCGUUGUGUUUUAUGCGGCAAGACAUUUUCGAGAUCGACCAUUCUUAAGGCGCACGAGAAGACACAUUAUCCAAAAUACGCUCGGAAGUUCCUCUCACCGAGUCCAGUGGAUACGGAGGAGGAGAGUCCCCAUCAAUGAGUAUGGGAGGGCGCAGGGGGCGGGGCGGGCGCGCGGGGGGACGCCCCGCCCGGUUGUAGUUGUUACGUCAAUAGUCAAUGGUGAGAGUCGAUUGAACAAAUGGUGGACAAUAUGUUGUAAAUUAGUUAAGAAUGUGAUUAAAACGCCGCAACUGUGAUCUGAAUGAUAUGAAUAAUAUUUGAUAUUUCACUAAUAGAUAAUUGACACACAAAGUUGUUGAUUCUUCGUUUUAGUUAAAGGAGAGCGUUAUUGGUUUUAUCUUCUUUGCUUGUUUUUUUAUAGUUUUCAAUAUUAGGUGCUUACUUUACGCAUUAGAUGAUACAUUUUAACUCAACAAAUGAGUACCUUAGAUGGCAUAGCCAAAGUUAGGUAGAGAAGUAAAAUUACUUUAAAAGAGAUUUAACGCAGCUUGCUUCUUUAUGUUUACCUUUUACAAAUUAACUAACAUCAGUGCAUCGUAAAUAUUUUUUUGUUAAUUUUUAGUACGCGAUAAAAUAGGCUUUCGAAAUUAAAAUAAAUUGUAAAAUAUCGUCUUGAUUUUAGAAUCGUCAUUAAUAUUUAGACUUGCAUAUUUAUAUUAGUAUUUCCCUCAGAAAUGAUUUUAUAAAAGAAAUUGAAGAUUGAUUGUGAGUGCUUUAAUUAUAAUUAGAGUCUAUAAAUAUCGCACUCAGUAUAUAGUUAGUGAAUCGUUAACAGUUAGGGAUUUGAGGUUUUGAGUAAUUUUAUCUUUCGAGUAUAUCGACGCACGCUCCCCUGAGGUAACAUAAAAGCAAUACUACGACAUAUAAAAUGUAAAUACGAUAUAGUUUGAUACAUAUUAUCGGAUUUUUAGGAAAUUUAUUAGAAUUAUAAUGGCUUCGUUAGCUCUGUUUGGAUACACGGGGAGGGUUGUGGGAUGUGUGAUCAUGGGAAUCAAAGCUUUAAGCACCCUUUUUGUUUUCUUAACUCUCUAUGCCUUUUAUUCCUAUUCAAUUUGAAUAUAAAGACAUUUUUUUCAAAAUGUUUAAACAUGUUUAACACCAUAAAUAAGUAUGACUUAUUUUUGAAUAGGAAAUUUGAAGGCAUAGUGUCAGCAUGCAAGUAAUUAAAAAUUUCUUGUCUAUUUUGAUACUGUGAAACCAGAUUCACUUGUUAUUUUUGUAGAAAGUUUCAAAUGCUACAUAUCCAUAUCCACUAGUUCUAAAUAUUGCCCAUAUAUUUGUUUUUAUAUAUUUAUACAUAUGUUAGGGAAAAUGUCAUGUAAUAAAAAGUCUGUACUGAAAUUGACACUAUAAUGUACAAUUUUCAAUGACGUUUACGUUCCAUCUUUUAUUAUUAUUUUACAUCAUUCGUACUUAAAUUUAAAUCAGCAAUUUAAAUUGAUGUCCAUGGGCAUCGAAAAUUAUCUCGCUGUUCCCGAUGUUAUAUCAAAAAACAAAACUUAAAUAUCAGUUCUCAUAUUAUGACAUUUACCCUGACAUAUAGUUGUUUAGCUCUAACAUAGAUCACAUAAGCAUUUGAAACUUCACAAAUACUGUGUUCAAUAAAUAAGACAGAGUUAAAUACAGGGAUAUUGUAUGAAUGUUAAUUUACUAGACACAAAUUUAAUUUGAACUCUACUGUAUAUGGCCUUGAGACUAAAAAGUCUCAUUGGCCAUGUGUAGUAUUACAUUUGACGUACAACCAAUAUUUACUUAUUGAAGCUUUGAUUUGGCAUUGAUAGAGGAACUGGCAAGAUGGCGGCGCGUUCGGCUGACAUAUUGGCAGCGGUGUUGCCAGCUCAAUUUUACUUUAUAGAUACACACAAUAUCAAUUGCAAUUAUUAUUAAUUGCACCCUAAAGAAAAUAAUUUUACCUUUGUAAUUUGUUUUGUAUAUAAAAAAUGGUAGAGUUGGCAACACUGCGUGACAGAGCAGAAAGUAUAGAUUUCAUUAAUCCCUAACGAGAGGUUGCCAUGUUGGGCAGUCUGUCGCGUUAGGGCACAUUUAUAAAUUGCUAAGGUAACUCUGUCUUGAAAGUAUAUUUAGACAUUUUAAUGACCCAAUAUCAUUCAGCUGUGAAGUAUAAACGGUUCUUCCUAGUCUUUAGACAUAAUCGAUUUCAUAAUAUUUAUAGGGAUGACAUAUCAUUUGAUUGUUUGGUAGAGUUUUUAAAAUUAUUUUAAAAAGUGUAAGUCACGAAAUUUUAUUACUGCGAAAUUUACGGCUAAACUGAUAUUGAUGGGGCUUCGAAUAGAUGUUUGUAAUUGUAGAAAGUUAUUCUGAAUUUAAUAUCUGUCAAAAGUAUUAUGGUAAUUUAGAAAAGAACUGUGAUAUAUUUUUUUAAAUAAGUACGCAACAUCUGGGCGAAUAAUCGAUCUCAGUUGUGAUUGGAAAUUUUUAGGAAAUUAGGGGUGAAGGAUGUCGGUGUUUUAUGUUAAAAUUAUUUAUUUAAUAGUUCAAAUAGAUGCUGUGCUUUGAAUUUCGCUAAGAAAUAUAAUUUAAGAAUGUUUAAAAUAUGAAAAAUCUUUAUUACAUUCGGGCUUCAAUAACAAGAGUGAAUUAAAAAAGGAAAGUAUGCAAUUUCCCACAGAUCUCAUUCGUUUAAGAUUUAGACUAAGUCAGUAGUGAAUCAUUUCUAAGCAUUGUUAUUUGAAUAGUAAUUCUUUAUUAAUUUAUUUUAAUAAACUAUAAGUGGUUCGUUUUUCGAAUUGUUAAUGCACUUAAUUGUUUUAAUUCUAUUGUAAUUUUUAAAUUCCACCGAUAUCGUUAACUCCAUCAAAAUUAUCUUUGUAGGGAAUGCUUUUAUAUGCAAAAGUUGGGGAUACCUUAGCAAUUUAGAAAAACAUCAUACAUAUGAUAAAAAAUGAGGGUAGUUCAAAUUAAUCGCCGCGGUAGUUUUAGAUGAUUCUUCCAAUUGCACGUGGUAAUGUAAUUAGAAUAUAACAAGUGCAGUAUUUAUACGGAAAGUUUAUAUAAUCAUUUUAUUUUAUUGUUUACGGAGUUAACAGAGCACUUGAUACCAUGAAUUAAAUGUCUGGACAAUCGUAAACAUUCCAUACAGAUAAAGGUCUAUUCUGUAAACCACUGGUCUUUCAAGUUUUUUUUUUCUAUAUAUAGUAACACUGAUAUUUAAGUAAAUGCGAAGAACCAUACAAUUUUAUAUUUAA